Messenger RNA from Heterocephalus glaber (naked mole-rat), 3988 nucleotides. It is a transcript of the gene Tstd2, whose product is annotated as thiosulfate sulfurtransferase like domain containing 2. The record is from RefSeq and is a predicted model, not a curated record. Lineage: Eukaryota; Metazoa; Chordata; Mammalia; Rodentia; Bathyergidae.
ACAGGAGCGACCCCUGUCGUCGCCUCAGCCUGGCCCCUCGCGACGUUUUCCCGGCGGUCCCUGCGCUUACUCCCGCGAAGGCUUCUGGAGCGCGGUGACGUCACGAGCGUCCCUCCACGCAGGCCCCUGGCGGGUCUGUAGGAUAGAGGGCGGGGAGCCGCGACAUUUUCUGGGCUGAUGCUGUUCGUCCAAGGCCGAACUGGAAAAGAUCAGGACCGGCGGCAGGUACUUAACUAAAAGUCUGCCUCACUGCUACAACCGAACUAGAUGCCUUCUUCCACUUCUUCAGACCAAGGGAGUGACCAGGAGGCCUGUGUUUUAAGAUUUUCUGACUUGGAUUUAAAAGAUACAAAUCUUACUCAUCCUAGCAUCAAUCUCAAAGCAGAGUUAGAUGGCAUUACAAAGAAGAAAUAUUCAUUUGCAAAGAAAAAGGCCUUCGCCCUUUUUGUCAAAACCAAACAAGUUCCAGCCCUUCCUUUUGAAUGUAAAGAAAAAUGGUGGAAAUGCUGUCAGCAGCUAUUCAUGGACCCAAUCAGCAUCCAUAGACAUGUGGCAACACAACAUGCUGAUGAAAUUUAUCACCAGACUGCUUCUAUUUUAAAGCAGAUGGCUGUGACAUUGAGUACCUCAAAGAGUCUUAGGUCUGCAGACAGCAAGAACCUUCUAAAAGAGUACUUCACUCAUAGUCAUGAAGUGUCUGCUUGGCUCCCUGAUAUAAGCUGCUUUAGCCCUGAUCAGCUGAUAAGUGCCCAGGACUGUAAGGAAGGAGAGGUGCUGCUUUAUUACUGCUACCAUGACCUGGAGGAUCCCCAUUGGGUCUGUGCCUGGCAGACAGCUUUGUGUCAGCACCUGCACCUCACAGGCAAGGUUCGAAUUGCUACUGAAGGGAUCAAUGGGACAGUUGGUGGGAGCAAAUUGGCCACCAGACUCUAUGUGGAAGUCAUGCUUUCUUGCCCAUUAUUUAAAGAUUAUCUGUGUAAGGAUGAUUUUAAGACCAGCAAAGGAGGAGCUCACUGCUUUCCAGAAUUGCGUGUUGGUGUAUUUGAAGAAAUCGUGCCCAUGGGGAUCAGCCCCAGUAAGAUCUCCUACAAGAAGUCUGGGAUCCAUUUAUCCCCAGCUGAAUUUCAUAAAGAAGUAGAAAAGUUUUUAUCUCAGGCAAGUCAAGAACAAAGCGAUACUAUCCUACUGGAUUGCAGAAACUUCUAUGAAAGCAAAAUAGGAAGAUUCCAGGGUUGCUUAGCCCCAGACAUCAGGAAAUUCAGUUACUUCCCUAGCUACGUUGACAAAAAUCUAGAGCUUUUCAGAGAAAAGAGAGUGCUGAUGUACUGCACUGGGGGUAUCCGUUGUGAGCGUGGUUCAGCCUAUCUCAAAGCCCAGGGAGUGUGCAAGGAGGUGUUCCAGCUCAAGGGUGGUAUCCAGAAGUACUUAGAAGAAUUUCCUGAUGGCUUUUACAAGGGGAAGUUGUUUGUUUUUGAUGAACGUUAUGCCUUGUCCUACAACAGUGAUGUGGUAUCAGCAUGUUCAUACUGUGGAGCCCAGUGGGACCAGUAUAAACUCUGCUCUACUCUCCAGUGCCGCCAGCUCGUUUUGACCUGCCCUGCCUGUCAAGGACAAGGAUUCACAGCCUGUUGUGUCACAUGCCAAGACAAAGGAAGCAGGCAGGCUUCAGGCCUUACCCAGGACAGCUUCAAAGAGGAAUGUGAGUGUACAGCCCGGCGGCCACGCAUCCCAAGGGAACUCUCACAGCAUGUACAACUCCCUGUAAGCCUAGAGCCAGGGCCCACUGUUAGUGAGGAUGGCCCUUUGCUUGUAUGAGUGGCAUAGUCAGUAUUCCCCAAGCCUUCACAGAGGUUUGGGGCAACUGUGCAUAGCAAAAUGUCAAGGUGAAAGAAACUGAAAUUGAGAACUUCAGUGCUGGUCAAUACCAUCGUGGCAAACUGGUCACAGUGUUGGCCACUUAUGCAUCACAGGGAUGGGAGAGGAAGUUGAGUGUGGAUCUGAUUCAGAAGAUACUAAGAGUGUGGGAAAAGGGCAGACUGCACGGGAUCUCAAAGCUAUUGAGGUAUAGAGCCUUCGGCCUGGCGACUGUGUUGUGCCUAUUUUCUGCCAUGCAGUAGGGCUGUUAGUAGGCAUUACCCUUUUAGCAGACCUGUCAGUCCCGAUGGCAGAAAUGUAAAGUGCUGGCAUAGGGAGUAAACUCCUAACCCAAGCCACUAACUCACCUGCCAUCUUCCUCUGACUACUUGAGGGGGUCUGUAAAUUGUGAUGUUUGACCCUCUUCCUGCUUUUAUAAAAUUUCUUGGAAAACCCUCACCCAUUCCUUUACCUGUGAUUUGUGGCAUAAUUGAGUACUUGCAACAAAGAACAUAUGACCCACAGAGUCUAAAAUAUUUAUAAUCUGCCCCUUCACAAAGAAGUUUGCCAACCUUGGGUCUACAUCCAUGGUUCGUUUGAUGGAGACAGCCUAAAAGAAUGGCCCACCUUCAUUUUUUAUUGAUUUUGUUUCUGUGAGACCUUUCGUCCUAAUAGAUUUGCUUCCCCUAGUACAUGCUCUCUUAGCUUUUAGGAGUUGUCUCUGAGAGAUGCAGAUAAGCUCCAUGGCACUGGCUUUUGAACAGUAGUUUUUAGAUCAGCACCUGGGACACAAGACACUUCCCUUAGUGAGGUCAUGCCAUGGUGACCAUCCAGCAUUGUGGCCAGCAUGUGGGCACUUUUCUCUGUCACACAGGAACGAAGAAACACAUACACAGCCACACAUAGACCAACAGAUUUAAUAUUAUGUUGCAGUUUCCAGUGAUGCAGAAUGCAGCUGCAAUUGUGUUUCAAGGAGAAGCCAAGUGGGGAUGGCUACCCUGCAGCAUGGUGCCACUCCUGGCCCCAUUUUUAGCCUCAGUAGACACUCUUCAUAGUGGUUAGGCCCUGGCUCCACCUCUGGUUACCCUGUACUGUCUACAUCAUUAUAGUUCAGUGUGCAAGACUUUGCCUUUUUCAUCAGAAGCCUCAUAGUCUGUGCUCAUCAGCUCUUUGGCAUUGUCUGUUAUCAUAAGAUCUGCUGAAUCCCUAAUGAAAAUAACUUCCCAAGCGGCAAACAGAAAUACUAGUUAAACUGGCACUGUGGUAUAUUAAAAGGCACAAGGGCAGUGUGGCUUAACAUUUUUGCUGGCUCCCAAAUGAUGUGUGUGGUGUUAAAAAGGGAUGCAGUAGAGCUCAGUGGUUCCAGCGCCUGUCUCGCAAGCGUAAGGUCCCAAGUUCAAUCCCUGGUACCAAAAAAAGGAGGGGGGGCGUGCAGUAGAAAUAUGAAAAUUACAUUUUCUGAAUAAUCAUCUUCAGGUAGUUUGACCAGGAUUUUCUGAUUUCUUAACACCUAGAUUUUCUGCAUUUUUGUCCUUCAGACAUUUCAUUUGCAGGCUUAAGACAGCAUUGAUUUGUCUAGGAAGUGAUGAGACAGGUUGUUGAAGUCUUUAAGUUUGGCCAUGCCAAGUACAAUAGCCACAAUGGACUGAAAACUCACCCUUGUAGUCUGUGGCCUUAUAGAAGCCAUUUGCCCACUGUGUGGAAUAGAAAGGUACUGUACUUCAAGUAUUUGGCCAUAGGUUUUCACAUCCAUUCACUAAGGAAAUUGUUCUUUCUGACUCCAGUGUUCAAUUAUAAAUACAUCCCAGAUAUUCAUAAAGAACACUGAGGAAUAUGAUUGUUGUAUGGGAUGGUUUUUGAAUCUUGAAAUUUCAUCGUUGCCUUUUUCUGUAGUUUUUCCCAUGUCCAGCAAAAGAAAUCUCUUGUGUUUUUGUUUCCUGGCAGAGCUCUGUGUCUUCAGUCUGUCUUUCUUGAGAGUAAAGUUGUGUUUUUGAUGGAGUACUCGAUUUGGCAACUUUAAUCUUGAGGUUCUUAAAAUUUAAAGGAAAGUAAAUAAAGAGUGGUUAUCUGUUCUUUUUUGCUAAAUAGCUAAGAUCAAAUUUGUAAUAAAGUGUUUUAUAAUACUUCCAAAACA